AUGUCUGCAUACGGAGCAAUCGCGAAAAGUGAAUCACUGGAGCCUUUGGGUUCCACUCUUUGGCCAGUCACGCCCCGUACAGCAGACACGAAAGCUCGGCAAUACCUUACGAUCCAUCAUUUGACCCUCGCUCGGGCUCUUAACUACUCUGGCCUCCUGGACUAUUUGCACAAAGUCUUUGCGGAAGAGAUAGAACGCGGGACUACCUACCCGCAGGAGACAUUACAGGGUGAACUAUACACCCGCCAGGACUUUGAAGCGUAUUUCUUCGCGGCCGACGUGCUCUUGGCGAUUAUUGGACACGACAAGACGACCGUCGAAGACCGAGAUGGAGUCAUAGAGACCGACGUUCAGCUGGAAAAUGCAAGAUACGAACGGGAAUGGGAGGAAUGUGUAGCUGGGUUCUAUUAUGUCAAGCCCAAUUACCCUGGACGUUCUUCGCAUAUCUGUAACGGUGGCUUUGUAGUGCCACUCGCACAAAGGGGGAAGAAAUAUGCCUCGGUGUUGGCGCGAUCAUACUUGCAUUACGCGCCGAAGCUAGGUUACGAAGCGACUGUCUUCAACCUCGUAUUUGUGAACAACUACGCGUCAGUGAGAGUAUGGGAGAAGCUGGAUUUCAUCAAGGCGGGGCGUAUUCCUCGGGCAGGUAGGCUUAAGCGCGCCGACGGGCAAGGCGAAGAGUACGUGGACGCCUGGGUGUUUUACAAGAGUUUCAAGGGAGAAACGGCUACCGCAGGUGCUGUAGCAUCCGCAUGA
This is a messenger RNA of Punctularia strigosozonata HHB-11173 SS5, 756 nucleotides long. RefSeq lists its product as uncharacterized. The coding region runs from base 1 to 756 and encodes 251 amino acids. Gene Ontology annotation, molecular function: acyltransferase activity, transferring groups other than amino-acyl groups. The transcript has 4 exons. Lineage: Eukaryota; Fungi; Basidiomycota; Agaricomycetes; Corticiales; Punctulariaceae. The record is from RefSeq and is a predicted model, not a curated record.